Paramecium primaurelia is the source of this 692-nucleotide messenger RNA. The record is from the annotation of a GenBank genome assembly. NCBI's taxonomy places the organism in Eukaryota, Ciliophora, Oligohymenophorea, Peniculida, Parameciidae.
AUGGACUCACUAUUUGCUCUAUUUGAUUAAUUCUUUAGAAUAAAUCUGACAUAAUAUCCAUAAAAUUAAUAAGCAUAUUUGUCUGAAAGUUGGGAAUAAUUUUUAUGCUUAUUAUAAACAUAACCAUUAGAUUAUGGAAAAAUUUAUACAUUGAUAAAUAGGAUAAAUUAUGAGGAUAUGAAAGUUGAAAAGAAUGAAAGGUAGAGUUCAAGUCAAAGAUAUAUUGCUAGAAAUAUUACAGCAGCCUCAUCUCCUAGAAUAGUCUCAUCAUCAGUAUAAAAAAAUAGUAACUAAAUAAAUCAAUAAUUAAAAAGGCACUAAUGUUUUAUCCAAAAUAGCAUAAGUAGAUAUUGUUGCCAGUCCAAAAAUAACUGUUUCUAAUCUUACUAGUUAAUAAUCAUUAACAAAUAAAACUUCUUUGUAAUAAAAUGUUAAAUAAUAAGUAAGACUUUAAAUCAAAAUAGUAAAUGAUAGAUGAAUUCAAUCGAAAUUUAUUACUGAGCAAAAUCAAAGAACUUUAAUUUAAUUUCUCUGUCUCUACAGAUAAAUUAUAUGCAAUAGCAAGAGUAUCACAUUCAAGAGGAGAUAAUUAACAUACAUCUAAAUCUCCAAUCAAAUAUCCAUUAUCAUAAUAUAUAAAUAAAUCAAGAGGAAGCAAUCACUCAGCAGAACAUUAUAAAAUUGUAGUUUGA